CGCAGUGCGAAUCACCGGCGCGACUCAGACGCGCGCGCUAUAAGAGCGCCCCGACCGCGAGCCGACAGUUAGUACAUGCCCCGACCGAUACAUCGCACCAUACCGCUCCCAGAUUAAACGUUAACUGAGAAAUACUCGACAAUAAGGAGCGAAACGAAUCGACGCGAGUUGCAUGUAAAUAAAAGCGAACAAAAGACAACGAAGCAAAAACAAAGACAACGAAAUGAUUUUACGGAUUAGCCUGAUCCUGCUGGCGUUGCUGGCGAUCGCCAACACCAGGUCCGUGAAGAACUACGAGACGUCCAAGCGCGAGCUCGAGGAGUACAUCCGGGACAAGAAGAAGGACAUCGACCCCCGCUUUCGGCCGCACUAUCACCUCGCGCCGCCCGUCGGCUGGAUGAACGACCCCAACGGCUUCUCCUUCGUCAUGGGCGAGUUUCACCUGUUCUACCAGUACUACCCCUACGACAGCGUGUGGGGGCCCAUGCACUGGGGCCACGCCUCCAGCCCCGACCUCGUGCACUGGAAGGAGUUGCCCACGGCCCUCAUCCCUGAGGACGAGCAGUGCUUCUCCGGCAGCGCCGUCGGCGACAGCAACACCAUGGUGCUCAUGUACACGGCGCACUCCGCCACCGACACAAGGCCCUACUACAACGAGACGCAGUACCUCGCCUUCAGCACGGACGGCGUCAAUUUCGACAAGCACCGCGGGAAUCCCGUGCUCGCGCGCGCGCCCAACGGCUCCCCGGACUUCCGCGACCCCAAGGUGUGGGGCCGCGGCCGCUACUGGUACGUCGUCAUCGGCAGCAAGACCGACGACGAGCGCGGCCGCGUGCUGCUCUACCGGUCCACCGACCUGCUCAACUGGGAGUUCCUGAGCGUGCUCGCCGAGUCCGACGGCGACCUCGGCUACAUGUGGGAGUGCCCCGACUUCUUCGAGCUCGACGGGAAGUGGGUGCUGCUCAUGUCGCCCCAGGGCGUGGAGGAGAAGGGGGACAGAUAUAAGAACGUGUACCAGAACGGUUAUAUUAUCGGCGAUUUCAACUACGAGACGCACGAGUUCGUCCCCGAGGUGGAGUUCCAGGAGAUGGACUACGGGCACGAUUUCUACGCCGCGCAGACGCUCGAGAAGGAGGGGAGAAGGUACGCGGUCGCCUGGUUCAACAUGUGGAACGUCACGCACCACGAGGCGGAGGACGGCUGGGCGGGCAUGAUGACCACCGUGCGCGAGAUGAGGCUCUUCAACAAUCGCAUCCUCAUGAAGCCCGUCGAGACCACGGUCAAUCUGCGCCAGGAGCCGAAGUUGGAGGGGCAGCUCUACCUGAACGAGGUGGUCGAGUUCGGGCAGGCGGUCGAGCUCUUCAUCGACGCCGACCUCGACCAGAAGAUCGAGCUGCACCUCGACGGGCGAAGCGGCGCGCUGUCGAAGGUGUGGCUUCGGUGGGAUCCCCAGGUCGGCAAGGUGGUGGUGGACCGCGGGGAUGGGGACGUGCGGCAGGUGGAGUGGGAGCCCAUCGGCUCCCGGACCUGGCGGAUCCUGCUGGACGCGAGCAGCCUGGAGCUGUUCUGCGGGGAGGGGGAGGUGGUGUUCAGCAGCCGCGUGUUCCCCCUGGGCGGCUGGCGGCUCACCAACCUCAGCCCGCAGCCGGUCAACAUGCUGAGCUACAGCUUGCGGCGGAGCGUCGCCGACUGAUUGUGAUGCUAGUUCUAAGUUAGGUAACAAAUUCUAGUUAAAUUCUUAGGUUUUGUAUUCAAAUUGUAUGUAAGAUAUUUAUUAUAGUUUAAGUAUUGUAAUAAAAUUAAGUUAAUGCCCUA
This is a messenger RNA of Aricia agestis (brown argus), 1815 nucleotides long. RefSeq names its product sucrose-6-phosphate hydrolase-like (gene Suc1). Gene Ontology annotation, biological process: carbohydrate metabolic process. Bases 224 to 1693 code for a protein of 489 amino acids. The transcript has a single exon. The record is from RefSeq and is a predicted model, not a curated record. Gene Ontology annotation, molecular function: beta-fructofuranosidase activity. Lineage: Eukaryota; Metazoa; Arthropoda; Insecta; Lepidoptera; Lycaenidae. Gene Ontology annotation, cellular component: cytoplasm.